Anopheles marshallii is the source of this 1581-nucleotide messenger RNA. RefSeq names its product putative fatty acyl-CoA reductase CG5065. The record is from RefSeq and is a predicted model, not a curated record. The coding region runs from base 1 to 1581 and encodes 526 amino acids. Gene Ontology annotation, biological process: long-chain fatty-acyl-CoA metabolic process. Gene Ontology annotation, cellular component: peroxisome. Gene Ontology annotation, molecular function: alcohol-forming very long-chain fatty acyl-CoA reductase (NADP+) activity. NCBI's taxonomy places the organism in Eukaryota, Metazoa, Arthropoda, Insecta, Diptera, Culicidae. The transcript is spliced from 4 exons.
AUGUUGGCAGAAGCGCCACUGGACACGGAACAUUCGCACCCGGUUAAGGCAAAACACCUGCAGCUGGACGAGAACAACAAUGUGGAGGAGUUGGCGGAGGUGACGGACGCGCUGGUACCGUUCUACGAUGGGAAGAGCGUGCUGGUAACCGGUGGGACCGGAUUCCUCGGGAAGGUGCUGAUCGAGAAGUUGCUGCGUGCCUGCGAAGGGGUCAGCGCCGUCUACAUCCUGUUGCGUCCGAAGCGUGGCCUUACGAGCGAACAGCGCUACCGCGAGUUCGUGCGCCAUCCGGUGUUCGAGCGGAUUCGGUCCAAGACGCCGCAGCUCCUCACGAAGCUGAUAUGCGUCGGUGGUGACAUCUCGCUACCGCUGCUCGGACUGAGCGAAUCUGACCGUAGGACGCUGCUGGAGCGAGUGCACGUCGUGUUUCACGUCGCCGCAACGGUACGCUUCAACGAAGCGCUGGUCGAGGCGGCCAUUUUGAACACGAUCGGCACGAAGCAGCUGCUGGAACUCUGCACCGGGAUGCGUCAGCUGCAGAGUGUGGUGCAUGUUUCAACGGCGUACAGCAAUGCGUGCCGGCGUGAGGUCGAUGAGGUGGUGUACCCACCACCGAUGGAUCCGGAACGCUUCAUCCAGUGUGUGCAGCUGCUGCCCGGUGAGGUGAUUGGUGCGAUUGCCACCCAACUGCAGGGUGCCCACCCAAACACGUAUACGCUGACGAAGGCCAUUACGGAGCAGCUGGUCGCACAGUACGCGGAACGGUUGCCACUCUGCAUCGUGCGUCCCUCCAUUGUGACCGGUGCAGUCGCCGAACCUUACCCGGGCUGGAUUGAUAAUGUGCACGGCAUAACAGGAAUCAUGAUGGAAAUUGGACGUGGUACCAUCAGCAGUAUCAUGUGUGACGAACGCUGCACCAUGGACGUCAUCCCGGUCGACAUCGUCUGCAACACACUGAUCGCAGCCGCCUGGGAAAACGCUAAUACCACGGUAACACCGAUACGCGUGUACAACUGUACGUCCGGACAGGUGAACGGCAUCAAGUGGCACGAGUACGGCCGUAUCACGCAGAGCUGUGCCGUCCGCAAUCCCACCAAGCACGUGCUGCUCUACCCAGGCUUCCGGUUCCGGACGAACCGGCUCGUACACAAGCUGGUCGAGCUGCUGCUACACUUUCUGCCCGCCUACCUGUUCGAUGCGCUCGUCCGGGCCCGGGGUGGACAACCGAUAAUGGCACGACUCGCCCGACGAUUCCAGCGUGCCGCCGAUACGGGGGAGUUCUUCGCCAUGCACGAGUGGACCUUCCGGAACGGGAAUCUGCGCCGGCUUGGGGGCCGGGUGCGCCGGGACCGGGCGGCCGAUGGGUUCCGCUGUGACGUAACCGGACUGGACUGGGAGGCGUACAUCGAGGCGUACAUGCUCGGAAUUCGCCGGUUUGUGCUGAAGGACGAUAUGGACAGUCUCGAGCAGGCACGGGCCAAACUCCGGCGAUUGCUUUGGUUCAAGCGUGCCCUGCAGCUAGCCGGGUUGCUGCUGGCGUACUACCUGUGCGCUCUUCUCUUUUAUCCGAGCGGAGCUUAA